This is a messenger RNA of Trifolium pratense (red clover), 1179 nucleotides long. RefSeq lists its product as uncharacterized. The record is from RefSeq and is a predicted model, not a curated record. The transcript is spliced from 8 exons. NCBI's taxonomy places the organism in Eukaryota, Viridiplantae, Streptophyta, Magnoliopsida, Fabales, Fabaceae. The coding region runs from base 1 to 1179 and encodes 392 amino acids.
AUGGCAAGGGCUUUUGAGUUUAUCAAAGACAUCACUGACCGUAAGGAUCUAUGGAAAGUAGCUGUGAAAGUGAAAGACAAAUGGAGUGCUACCAAAGAUGGGAAGGAGUACUUUGAAAUGGUUGUGGUAGAUUCAAAGGGAGAUGAUAUAUUUGUCUUAGUUCCAAACGAGUUGAAACAGAAAUUUGAAAAUGAGAUUCCUAUCAUUGUCAAAAACACUUACACUAUGCAGAACUUUCAAGUUUCAAAGAAUGAUGACCAAUUCAAGCCAUCACAUCAUAAAUUCAAGUUGAGGUUCAAUGGUGGUACAUUAGUUAAUGAUGUUAAUGUUCAUGAAAUUGCUGACCCUGUUACAAAGUUCAAAUCUUUUGUGGAUAUUAUUAAUGGAAAUUUUCGUGAAGAUUACUUAUAUGAUAUCAUUGGAAUGGUAGAUGAACAAGGUUUUCAACAACCUAAUCAUGGAAACAGGAAAUUCAAAUCACUUAUGAUUUAUAUUGGAUACAUAUGUAGCAACAAUUUGAUUAAUUGCACUCUGUGGGAAAACUAUGCGAUGAAAUUCUUCAAUGUACAGAACAAAGCAAAUGAUGGUCCAAUUAUUGUAUUCAUGAAAUAUGCCAAAGUUAAAGCUGCAUGCAAAUAUGCCUUGAACAUUUCAAACACCUGGAGUACUACGAAGCUUUUCAUCAAUGAUGAUGUCCCAGAGAUUAUUGAAUUCAAAAAAUGUUCUGCUAACUGUAUCCAAAAUUCAUAUCUCAAUUUAGCUGCUGGUAUUGAAAAUGGAACGAUUAAUGCUGUUGCUGAGACUCCAUCUCAAAUGAUGACUCAAUCAAGUGGAGCAACACAAUUUGUUCCAUAUACAUCAGAGCAGAAAUUCUAUUACAAUGCGGAAGUCAUGCCUCUUAGCAAAAUUGUCCAACUACCUCAGGAUGCUAAAUGCGUCACAGUCGUUACCACAUUCAAGAUUAAACCCACUAGAAGUGGUUGGUACUAUCUUACUUGUUUCAAAUGCCCAAAACAAUGUUUUGGAGUAGCUCCUCCUUAUAAAUGUGGAGAUGAUCAUGAAACUGAGACUGAGAUCAUAAGGUACAAAGUGGAUGUUGAGGUUGCUGCUGGUGAUGUAAAGGCAACUUUUGUCUUUUGGGACCGUGAAUGUGCUCAAAUAUUCACUACAAGAAAAUAA